This is a messenger RNA of Penicillium alfredii, 1296 nucleotides long. RefSeq names its product metalloendopeptidase WSS1. Lineage: Eukaryota; Fungi; Ascomycota; Eurotiomycetes; Eurotiales; Aspergillaceae. The transcript has 2 exons. The record is from RefSeq and is a predicted model, not a curated record. The coding region runs from base 1 to 1296 and encodes 431 amino acids.
AUGAGGGAACUUGACACCCUUAUCUCAGAAUACCGCCAUGAAAAUAAACGUCCUCGCGAGUCGGAGGCGCUCUUGAUCCUGCGCAAGGUUGCCUCCAUGGUAAAGCCAAUCAUGCGACAGCGCGCCUGGAGAGUGGGCGCACUGUGUGAGUUCUAUCCGCGACAGAAGAACCUGCUGGGACUAAAUGUCAACUCGGGCCAAAAGAUCUGUCUGAGGUUGCGGUAUGCCUCGGAUCAGCGGCAGUUUCUCCCCAUCGAACAAGUUGUGGAUACGAUGCUUCAUGAAUUAUGUCACAUCGUUCAUGGUCCUCAUCAUCAGCAGUUCCAUGCACUGUGGAACCAACUCCGUGACGAGCAAGAGGAACUCGUCAUCAAGGGCUACACCGGCGAAGGAUUUCUUUCUCAAGGCAAACGUCUCGGCGGUCAAAGGAUCCCGCUCGAUGAGGCCCGUCGUCGCGCCCGAGCGGCUGCCGAACAGCGACGGGUUCUCACGAAAAAUUCCGGAAGAAAGCUUGGCGGCGCUCCUGUGCUACGAGGCACGGACAUGCGCAAGGUUCGAGCCGAUGCAGCCCAGCGGCGCAUCGAGGUGACUCAGGGCUGUGCUUCAGGGACGGACCGAAGUGCGGAGCUCGCUGAAGAGGCCUCGAGGAACGGAUUCCGCACGAAGGCCGAGGAAGACGAUGCAAAUGAGCAGGCUAUCCUACAGGCUUUUAUUGAGUUGAUUCAGGAGGAAGAACGAGAGCGAUACGGGUCUUCUUACGUUCCCCCGAGCCAGGAAAACCCGGCAGGGCCUCGAACGCGUGGGUCACGAACACCGUCGCCAGCUCCCUCUCAGAGCACCUCUACACAACCACCAGCAGCUCCGCCAGCUGAUUCUUUUGAGGCCCUGGAUCUCACUGCUGACAAUAGCUCUUAUGAGACCUCGUGGACUUGCCCCACAUGUACGCUUGAGAAUCCGUCCAAUUUUCUAUGCUGCGAUGUGUGUGCAGCAGAACGACCGCCCCCCUCGAGCACAAAGUCCACUUCUGGACCGGCUCCGACACCAAGCACAUCAACGAAACCGCGAGUACAGAAUAAAAGGCCUCGAGCGGAGGGCCCCGGGAACGAAAAUGAUGAAACUACCCCGAGAGAUACAUUCGCCUUCAAGAAUCGAACCCCUGCCUUGGACUCCCUCGCUUCCCUGAACCGCGAUGUCAACAAACGACCGUUGGGAUGGGUGUGCAACACUUGCGGCGCAUUCAUGGAGACUCAAUGGUGGACAUGCUCCGGCUGCGGGAAAAUGAAAGAGUCAUCUUAA